Messenger RNA from Falco peregrinus (peregrine falcon), 9749 nucleotides. It is a transcript of the gene DENND1B, whose product is annotated as DENN domain containing 1B. Gene Ontology annotation, biological process: endocytosis; endocytic recycling. NCBI's taxonomy places the organism in Eukaryota, Metazoa, Chordata, Aves, Falconiformes, Falconidae. The coding region runs from base 312 to 2675 and encodes 787 amino acids. The transcript is spliced from 23 exons. Gene Ontology annotation, cellular component: intracellular membrane-bounded organelle; cytosol; nuclear speck. The record is from RefSeq and is a predicted model, not a curated record. Gene Ontology annotation, molecular function: phosphatidylinositol phosphate binding; guanyl-nucleotide exchange factor activity.
CCGCCGGGCUCAGGUGACACCGGCCCCGGCGGCUCCCCGGGCCGCCGCGGAGCUUCCUGGUUCCCAGAAGGUGCCGGAGCGACCGCAACAGGAACUGAGAGACGGGGGGAGGAGGCGGUGCCGCCGCUCCGCUGCAGUCGCGGCCCGAGCCGGGGGAGCGGAGCAGCCAUGGGCCGGCGCCCACCGCCGCGGCGCUGAGCCGCCCCCGCCGCCCGAGGCAGAGGGGCCGGCGCUGCCCCCUCGCCCUUGCCGGGCGGGGCGCUUGUCCCCGAGGGGCGCUGGAGCAGCCGCCGGGGGCCCGCGAUGUGACCAUGGACAGCAGGUUCAAGGAAAAUCCAGAACGUACCUUUGAUUUGGUACUGAAAGUAAAAUGCCAAGCAUCUGAAAACAAAGAUCCAGUGGUACUGUGGAAGUUCCCAGAGGACUUUGGAGACCAGGAAGUGCUGAACAGCGUUCCGAAGUUCUGCUUUCCUUUUGACAUUGAAAGGGGGUCCCAAAACCAAGUAGGACAGCAUUUUACCUUUGUGCUCACCGACAUUGAAAGUAAGCAAAGGUUUGGAUUUUGCCGUUUGACGACAGGAGGCAGGGUCUGUCUCUGUAUUCUAAGUUACCUACCGUGGUUUGAGGUAUAUUACAAGCUCCUAAAUACCCUGGCAGAUUAUUUGGCUAAAGAACAGGAAAAUGACUCAAAUGAUUUCUUAAAAUCAUUGUAUAGCCAUCCUGUGCCAAAGGCGAACGCUUUAGUCAGUUUAAGUGUGAGCCAAGAGAUGAUUAUUGCAAGUGAGCAAGUUUUGAAAAAACAGCCUUGUCUUGUAUCGCACUCGUAUUUCAUUACUCCUGAUAUAACUGGAUUGCCAACAAUCCCUGAAAGCAGAAACCUCACUGAAUAUUUUGUUGCUGUGGAUGUGAACAACAUGCUGCAACUUUAUGCCAGUAUGUUGCAUGAGAGACGAAUCAUUAUUACCUCUAGCAAACUAAGCACUUUAACUGCUUGUGUUCAUGCGUCAGCUGCAUUAUUGUACCCAAUGUAUUGGCAACAUAUUUACAUCCCAGUGCUUCCUCCACAUCUUCUGGACUACUGCUGUGCACCGAUGCCUUAUCUAAUUGGUGUCCACUUAAGCUUAAUAGAGAGAGUAAAAAAUAGAUCACUGGAGGAUGUGGUUUUGCUGAAUGUUGACACAAACACUCUAGAAACCCCUUUUAAUGACCUGAACAACCUACCUGGUGAAGUGGUCUCGGCCUUGAAAAAUAAACUGAAAAAACAGUCUACAGCUACGGGUGAUGGAGUAGCCAAGGCCUUUCUUCGGGCACAGGCAGCACUGUUUGGAUCCUACAGGGAUGCACUAAGAUACAAACCAGGAGAGCCUAUAACUUUCUGUGAGGAUAGUUUUGUGAAACAUCGUUCCAGUACUACUAAGCAAUUCCUGGAAACUGCUGUUAAUCUUCAACUGUUCAAACAGUUUAUUGAUGGUCGGCUAUCAAAAUUAAAUGCAGGAAGAGGAUUCUCUGAUGUGUUUGAAGAAGAAAUCACAGCAGGAGGCUUUUGUGGAGGAAAUUCAAGAUCUUACCAGCAGUGGAUGCAUACAGUGAAGAAAGGUGGUGCGCUAAUCAACACAGCAAUGACCAAAGCUACUCCGGCUGUGAAAACCGCAUAUAAAUUUGCAAAAAAUCAGGCAAGGCAAGGAAUAAAAGAAGUGAAGAACAAGUUAAAGCACAAGGAGAGUGAGGAAGAGUAUGGAACUUGCAGUGCUGGUGCAGUACAGACUGCUCCCGUCUACAUGUUGCAUUAUGAGAAAAGAGGAAGCUCAGAAAAAAGAAGACUGGCACAGACUCGUUUCAACCAAUGUCUCAGUAACCAGGAUUUUGCCUUGGAUGAAGAUGAUGAUGAUGAAAUGGAGAGAACAAGCAAGUUAUCAUCAGAAGACAGUGAAGAAGCUUCUGCUUACUUUUAUGAUAGUGAUGAUUCUGGUGAAACUGGAAUAACUCCUCAGCAUCAAGGAGAAAUGGACUUGCUUGGGGAGAUUUUGGACACGCUGAGCACGCACAGUUCAGAUCAAGGGAAACUCUCAGGAGCAAAGAGCCUGGAUUUCUUUAGGUCAAUGGAUGACAUCAAUUACAAGAUUGCGAACAAGUCGAAUGCACCUAGUGAGAGCAACCUUACCCUGCUCUGCAGCAGUGCUAGUGAGCAAGUGGAGUGGAACCUUGGUCAGGAUGACAGUGCCCUCCAUGGGAAGCAGCUCCCUCCAUCGCCAAGGAAACAAGUUUCUUCUGGUGGCCAUAGAGAAUCUCUCUUAAGGUUGGAAGAAGAAAGUAGUGACAAAACCUUUAUUACUGACAAGAUGGACACCACUAGUAUGACAUCCCCAUCUCCAGUACGAUCAAGUGGCCAGUUUGCUUCUCUAGAAAGUUUUAAAGCAGGCUAUUCUUCCUAUAAAUAUGCCAAGCAGAAUGAAACACUAAGCAAUACCUCAGAUCAGCUUCCAACAAGUCUUGCUCAACAUCCAUCCGUUCUGGUCCCUUGGGAGAAAGAUGGGGAGGAAGGAAAUGAAACUCCAGAAGAGGGUGGGCUUCUUCAGGAAGUUGUGUCAUUAUGUAAACUGAGUUCUGCUUUUCACUAUGGUUUAAAUAUUUCAAAGGAUAGCUUGUCCGGCAGUAGCAGUGGAAAUAAAACGUAAGAAAACUAUGGGAAGAGAAACUUGACUCCCAUCACAAGUUAAAGGGAGAUUACUCAGGACUCCAUAUAACUCCAUAUAACAUUCUAACCAAAAGGUAAAAAGGAAUAAGAGAUCUUCGAUUACAAAAAAUAGUUGUCUUCAACUGAGUAUGCAUUUUCUACCAUUGGGACAUCCACUUCUAUGUUUACCCAGUUCGUUUGUUGGUUAGGUCCACAAAAUGGAGCUAGAUAUAUGAAUGCACUCUUAAAUCAGGUACUAGUUAGUUUCUGUGUUAAAAAUACAGCAAGUGCAUGGUGCUUCCUGGCAUUUGCUUCCUCUAAGCAGCAGGAAAGGUAUCACCUAACGGGUAACCAGGUUUUGAAGGUACUAUAUUAAUCCCAUUAAGCAUGAAAUGAACUGAGCAAUCUGAUUUGUCUGAAAUGUACAAAUGUUAAUGUUUGUAAUGAAUAAUAAUUGCCUUAAUCUUUAGAGAAGAGGUUUAACUAUCUUAGAAGACGAAUGCAAACCUACAAAACAGCAAUAAUGAUUUUCCAUAGCAAGAAUUUGCUUCAGCUAAGUGCAGGGGGGGGGAGAAAACUUUUUUUAGAUUAAGGAAUUUGUCGUGAAUAUAACUUGGAACUUAAUCCAAACUAAAACUGUGGCCCUGUCUUCCAGAUUUCAAAAAGGUAACGCAUAAUUUUCUCUCUUCUGUAAAGUACAUGAAGUGCUGAAUUAUAAUGUGACAUUUAUUAACUUUUGUUUACAACUAUGACACUUUAAAGACAUAUUAUCUGGUUUCCCUAGAUAGAGUAUUUCACCUACAAAUUUUCAGAAAGGAAAGUGUAAGUGGAAUUGAUAGAUUUAUAUUAUUUUUUAUUUUCUACAUUUUAAUAGUGUUUGAAAACUAAUUUGUGCCUCUUCUAAACUAUUUUCUGUCCAUUUUUAGUAGCUAACUUCUUUGAAAGGCGAUUGAAUUACUGUUACUUAGAAGUCAUAUUUAGUUAAAUUAUUAGUCGUGACUGAAAAUUACUUGUAACACUAGAAAAUUAAAAUUACAGUUUUAGCUUGAGACUGCCUAUAUCCAACUCUCAUUUUAGCCAAGUUGAGCAAUGAAAAAUAUCUUUCUAAAUUCAAUGAAGGAGAAUAAAUUGACUUGAUGUGUAUUGUAUUCAGAACAAGCAUUUGUCCUCCUUUUGGCAGUAUUCCUGAUGAAUAUUUGGAUAUUUAAAGUUUGAAAAUUCUUGCUGCUGUGUGGAGCAGCUCUUUCCUUAUUUUACAUUUCUUUCAUUCUUCUCCUCUUUUCUUUUUCCACCUCUCCACCUUACCAUACAUACACCGUCCUCCAUGAUAGCUCCGGACAGGAAAGGCAUGAAGCAAACUUCAGCAGAUUGGAAUUGUCAGCUUUGAAGGUUAUUUAUGAUGCAGUUGACAGAAGUAGUACAUGGAUAUACAAUGACCUCUGCUUGAGAAGAAUGCUCUCCUGCUCUUCUAAACUCAUUUCAGAAACCACCUCUCUUUCCCUUUUUGGCUGGAAUGGUUAGUCUUAAUCUCAGUAUAGGCCCAAGUGACCACGUUCACAAGGUCAAUAUUUGGAUCAGAUUGCACUUUAAUAUCUUAAGAGUAGUUCAUAGCAGAAUUUAUUAUCAGUUGCCACAUUGAGAUUUAUGAAUGAAUUUUCCUUCUAGUUGACGCAAAUGAUAAGGGGGUUUUUGGCUGCUUCGUUAUGAGGCAGCUGACCCAAGGGAAUGGAACCACAUCAUUGCAGAGGUGGUGUUUGAAGCUUUAGCAAGGAGGGGCCGCAGAGUGAGACCUUGGCUUUGUUAAUGUAAAUGUUUCACCUUGUUUCAGAAUGAGAAGGGCUGGGCCAGUACUUCUCAUUGAGGAUGAGCCUCCGGAAUUUAUUUUUUUUUUUAGUCAGUGCAAUGAAGGUGAAAGAUGGUAAAAGUGCAAAUUUUACAGAAAUAUCUGUGUCUGAUUAGAGCCUGAACAUUCCUGAGGGCAUCUGCAGGCUGCAUUGCUGCAGAAUCUCAGUGUUCCAGAGUUAGAGGUUGUAUGUGCAGAGGUCUGUACUCCAAAGUAUUUAUCCUUUGGUUUCCUCUGGUGUAUCAACAUGGUAUGUAGUGGAUUCUUUUAAGACAUAAAAAUGUUAUUUGGCAAAAUAUUUUGUGCUGCAAAUAAUCAAAAAUAUAAUAAAAAUUCUGUAAAAUCUUUGCUCUAAACUUUCCAGGUGAGUCAGACCAGGUGGCUCAGGUGCUGUUCAGAUGAGAAAGUUGCAGAGCAACCUCAUGGAUACUUGUUUAGAGGUGAUAUUAAUGAUUCUGUAGAGGACAUUCUUCUCCUUUGCUGGUACUAAACAUUACCCAAACAUAGUGCUGCCAGGUGUGCCUAAGAGAAGACCAGCAACGCAGAGGCUUUUGUUCUUUCAGCGCUUCUCUCUCGUUCUCAUCCAUGUCCUUGCAUUUUGUUGACAAGAAUGUCAAGAUCCACUUUUUCUUUUUUUCUGCAUCUGACAUGAUGUUUCUGUCCACAGUUCCAUCUAAGAUGAUGUUUUGUUUUCUUCAUUUGUUAAAGAUAAUAACAGUAUUAAUGUUGUAAGGAGAAAAAUAGAAAAAAUUCAGAAAUUACGGCCAUCAUUACUUUCAAAGCCAUCACACACCUAAGUCCAGGAAUGCUGCCAGAAAAUGGUUUUCAAAAAUGCCUCUCUGAUACAAUAAAUCUUACUGGCUUUACAUGAGAGUUUGGCACUGAACUCCUGUUAUCACAUAGAUUGUCCCAUUCUCAUCUUUGUGGAAAAACUAUGGAAGCCGCAUGAAGCUGCUAAUAUUCUUAUAGUUGUUAUAAGGAUCACAAAAUUGGAAGAUUGAUAGUGGAAUCUUUCAAAAUCAAGGCAUUGUAGUAAUAAUUCGCUGUUUCAUUGAGUGAAAAUGCAGGCUGAAAAGAAGGAAACAGGUAAACUAAAAGGUGGAAGGUAAAUUCACCUUAGAAUUAUUUUUAUUUCAGUAAAAAUUUCGUUUCUGUGCUUAUGCCAUGUUGUUUCCUUACUAUUUAUAAAGCCCAUAGAGUGUUUACAGUCAUUAAAUAGUAUGUCUUUUUUUGGUUUUGAACAUUGUAUGGGUUCAGAAAUAACUCGGUCUUAUAUCUUAUGUUGAAUUUAACUGUAGGCACAUUUUUAACUCUGUAAUAUUACAGAAUCUUUUCCACUUACUAUCAUUGAUCUUUUAAAAAGGCUAGUAUUUGUGCCUUAUUUAAACAGAAUUGCCAGUUACCAAAUAGAUAAGAUUCUAAACUGAUAUUUCCAGUUUAACACUGUUGUUCUUUGUCCUUGUGAUAAUGUAAAACUGUUUAUUGGCUACAUAUACAGUAUUUUUCUUACCACAUUGGGUUCUAUAUUCAGAUAAAUUGUCCGGGUCCAGUAAUUUUUACAAGUUUUAUACUUGUAUGCUUUUUGUUUGUGGAAAUCCUUCUAAUGUCUUUGAAAAAUCAUCAACAUUCAGCACCAGCGGCUGGUGAGAACUGUUCUGCUCAGUCGCGGCUUCUGUGGUGGUCUUCAGAGGCAUCUCUUUUCUUCAGGAUCUCAAAAAUCUUCUCAUUUCUCCUGUUUAAGGGAGCUAUCAGGUUAUUUGAUUAAGCUUUGUAAUCUGUUACUUAGACGUAGGAACAAAUUUCUGGUGUAGAAAGUUAAACUAGGACUUGAAUUUAAUAUCUUCGAGUUUGUUUUGCAUAGAUGUCUGCCUGAAAUGAGCCGUAUCACUCAUCCAGUUUGGGAGGAAAAAAGUAAGGGCAUAAGACAGAGAAAGGGAUUCCUGGGUUGUUCUGGUGGGAUGUGGGGAAGCAGAACCUGGGGGUCCUCAGGAGGGAUAACUUUGAGGAAAUACAGAUUUCAGGAUAUUGUUUAAUGUUCUAGCUCAGUUGCAGUGAUUCCAACCCAGCCACACAGGCAAAAGUAAUAUUGCCUAUGGAAUUAAAACCCGUGGGAUUUGCAGAAUGGAUAAUACGUUGUCCCAGUCAAAGCCUUCCCGUCUGUGUGUAUGGAGGUGCAACAUGUGAAAAACAGUGCCAGGUAUUCAGGGAAGGACAGUACUGUGGAUGCAGAGGUGAUCCCUGGCUGCCCCCUAUGCAUGCAGAGGGCAGUCCGUGUAGAGUAGACAGUGGUUUGCGCUUCCAUCCUGUGUAUUUGGGUGUCACGUAGCUCCAAAAAAUAGACUUGUUCUGAAGGAAAAAUGUAGUUGUAGAAGUUGUGAUAGAACUUGUUGACUGAACCCUUCAUUGUCAUUUAGCAUUUCAGUGUUUUCAGUGCUGCUGCUGCUGUUGGGGUGGGGUCACCAGGAGCCCCCACGCUGGCUGCAGUCCCCUUGGGCCCUGUGACACAGGCUGCAGCCAGAGUUCUAGACACAUGCUGGGUGCUUUUGAGAAUCCCACCCGAUCUAUUAGAGGAGUGGUUUAGAUCUCAAAAUUCUGUUUUGGAUGUCUUUUCAGGUUUUAGAAUGAGCUAAUUUGCAGCCUCAUGUUCUUGUAACUGAUGUAGAGUCCAGGCAAAAGAACAGUUAAGCCAGGUUUUUAAAAUGGCUUCUAUUUCUUCACCUACAAUCAAUCGUAUUCAGUCCCGCAGAACAAUCUUUCAUUGGUGCAGCUGCCUGAUGGAAUUGCUAGGAGCAUCUAAAAUCUUUUUUCUAUGUGUGUAAUUAAUUGAAGAAACAUUUCAUGCAAUAAUUGAAGUGCCAGCAUGAGGCCCUUUUGCAAACACGCCCCCGUGUAAUGCCAGCUGCGGUGCCCUGUCCUGCAGGAACGAGCUCCGUAGCCACUGACCAUCCUGGCUCCGCAGGGAGAGGCCCAGGGUGGCCCUGAUUUCCAGGGGGGUUAGCAUCUUCUCCCUGGGCACCAGGCCCUAGCCCAGGUGCUGUGAGACUCCAGCCAGUGUGUUCCCACCAACCUGAAGUUUCAGGCUAAACAAAUGUGGCUAGUAAAAUGACACCCGAGGCAAGCAGCUUCCUUAUUGCAAAGCUCAGGGUGGUGAAGGCUGGCUGUUCGCGUUUGGAGAAUGAAUGUAGAAAUAAAUGCGCCAGCAAAACCAGUAUGAAUGGUGAUGUGACUGGUCUGCGGUAACUUCUUUGCUACUAUUAGAUGUGUAUGCCUUUGCCAAGCGUUGUUUGCCUGUCAACAGAAUGUGGACUGAAUAGAGUGUCCUCAUCUUCACCCCAAGAGCACGGACCACAGCUGGUCUAGAAUUCAUGUUCUUCGGAGUGGUUGAAAGUAAAGGGAUGGGGUUUUUUUGUUUGCUUGUGGGUGGCUGGUUUGUUGGGGUUUUUUGUGCAAAAUGUUCCUUGUUUUGCUUUGCAAUGUCUGUUUUACAGUUUUAGUUAGUGGCCAGUUGAAAGGACUUGGUAGGUCUUUCCUGGAAUAUGCUGAACUUCUAAGCAGAGUUGCCUGACGAGUCCACAGCCACGUUAGCCUAGAGGGCCGUCCACCAUCUGCGUAGUUGGCAGGGCCGUUGCCAUUUUCCACUGGGUGGGCGUAUGAGGUGGGUAACACAGUUGGAAGUUACUCCAAGGUUUACUGUAAUAAAAGGUACUCAAAUUAAUUUGUACUAUUACUUAGGUCAAUACUAACGGCAUUGGUAUUUAGAGUCCAGUAACAGUAUUAGCAUUUGAAAAAUAAGUUGAGUUCAAGUAUGUUGACGUUUGUUAUGAUUCUGUGCAAAUUGACAUUCUCUUUCUGUUAAAAAUAAGGGAGAUACUUGGUUGGGGGCGGGGAAUGUGUUGACUUUCAAAUCUUCAGUGAUUUUUGUGCAAUAUUUCUCCUUGUUUCAAAGUAAUUUAGUAUUGCACAUCUGCUUUUCAAGCAGAUCCUUGGAGUGGUAUUUUUCAAAAAUGUGUAAAAAGACAUGAAGCUUUGAAAUACGGUUGUAUGAUAAAAACAUGAAGAAUAUAUUCUAAUGAGGCAAAUGUUUAUUUCCAAUGAAUGGGAAUGAUUAUGGAUGUCACAUUCUAUGGAAAUAAUAAGGCCUAAGCCAAUAUUCGCCUACUGGUAGUUCUAGGUAGUUAUUAAAGCUAUGACCCGGUUAAAUUGAAGUAAGGUUAAAUAUUAGAAUUUAUGAGGUUUAAUUUAUCAUUUAAUCAUUUGUUUGUCAUUGGUGAAAAAAUUAGGAGUUAAGCAUUGAUUUUUAGUACUGCCAAUUAGGUGAGAGUUCAUGGUGAUGACCAAAUGUAUUAAGAAUGUAGUUUGUGACAUCCCUAAUUAUCGUCAUUACUUAAAAUAACUACUAAUGUUGCCAGUAUCCUUUUAACUUUUUGUAAAUUAAUUUCUUUGUAUAUUGAUGUACAUUUUGUUUUAACCUUUGGUUUUUCCUUAAGAACUUUAAUACACUUGAAUGAGGCAAUAAAGCACUGUGGAACAGCUAGUCUUGGGGCAGCUUACACACAGGCUGCAAACAUGACGUCUGUUACUUCAUGAUUUUUGAGGAGGAAGAGAAAUUUAAAACGCUCACAUAUUUACCCAACUCACAAUUUAUGUUCGUUAUUUUUAUAUCUGUGUCUGAUACAUUGAGGAAUGCCUCAACUUGGAACAAAGCAACGUUAUGUAUCCCAGUGCUUCUAAUUCUUUUUCAGAAUGUGUUUUUAGUGACCUUUGAAAACCAUUCCUGAUAACGUCCUUAUUGUGAGCCUUUAACACUUGUAGGAAAGGCAUGACAUACAGGGCAUUUUGAGGUUUUAUUGAUAAUUUUAAUAAUUUUGGAGAUUUAAAAACCCCCAAACAACAAAAAAAAACCAACCAACCAGCAUUGUCCUAACAGUUUUAAAAAUUCAGUUAGUUACUGACUUUUAAUAAAACUAGAACCAAAUCUAAGAGUUUACUCCAUGCUUUUACAUCCUCUGGACUACUGUUCAAAGUCAUCUCAAGAACUGUAACUCAGACCUUAGACUACUGUCAGUAGUGCACUGUCUAGAUGUAGUAAAUGAGCUGUGAUGUGCGGUGUGUUUUGUUUUCUUCUUUUUCCUUCCAAGUUUGUGGCGUCAGUAGAAGUUUUUGGUGAACUCCACAUUACCAUAAAGUGCCCAACACUGUACUAUAAAAUAAAAUUUAACAAUAUCAAAAUUC